CCCGUUCCGGUUUCCUGUGCCCCCUCCUCUCCCGCACACAUCCCCGGACAUGGCUCUGUGAGACAGCACAUGGCGGCCCCGGCCAUGCAGAGCCCCCCUAAACCAUCCAGCACCCCCCCGCUCUUCCUCCUCCGCCACUAGAACACCCGACACUACGCCCCACUCACCACCAGAAGCGGCGGCCUCCGGCAGCAUCAUGGGGGUGCACGGCUUCCAGGACUACAUCGAGAAGCGCUGCCCGGGCGCGGUAGUCCCGGUGGAGCUGCAGAAGCUGGCCCGCGGUAGUUUGGUCGGGGGAGGCCGCCAGAGACCCCCCCAGACCCCGCUCCGCCUGCUCAUCGACGCCGAGAACUGCCUGCACCGGCUGUACGGCGGCUUCUACACGGACUGGGUGAGCGGGGGCCAGUGGAACCACAUGCUGGGCUACCUGGCGGCCCUGGCCAAGGCCUGCUACGCCGGCAACAUCGAGCUCUUCGUCUUCUUCAACGGCGCCCUGGACAAGGCCCGGCUCCACGAGUGGGUGAAGCGGCAGAGCAACGAGCGGCAGACCGGGCAGCAGAUCAUCAGCCACGUCCAGAACAAGGGCACCCCGCCCCCCAAAGUCUGGUUCCUGCCCCCCGUCUGCAUGGCCCAUUGCAUCCGCCUGGCGCUAGUCCGCUUCCACAUCAAGGUCGCACAGAGCAUUGAAGACCAUCACCAAGAAGUUAUUAGUUUCUGCCGAGAAAAUGGAUUCCAUGGCCUUGUUGCUUACGAUUCAGACUACGCUCUGUGCAACAUCCCUUACUACUUCAGUGCCCAUGCGCUAAAGCUGAGUCGCAAUGGGAAAAGUAUCACCACCAGCCAGUAUCUGAUGCAUGAAGUGGCCAAGCAACUGGACCUCAAUCCCAACCGCUUUCCCAUAUUUGCUGCUCUUCUAGGGAACCACAUCUUGCCGGAUGAAGAUUUAGCCGCUUUCCAUUGGAGCUUACUUGGCCCAGAUCAUCCAUUGGCUUCAUUGAAAGUCCGUGCUCACCAGCUUGUGUUACCCCCUUGUGAUGUUGUGAUCAAAGCGGUUGCUGACUAUGUCCGUAAUAUUAAGGAUACAAAUGAUUUGAACUCUAUUUCUAAUGAUGUUUUCCAGCAUUCACAGUCAAGGACAGAUGACAAAGUUUCUCGGUUCAAGAGAGCAGUCGCUUACUACAGAGCCACCAACAAGCCCUCGCCAUACUCAGCAGCGCCAUACCCUGGCAGACCAAAUAGAGGCCCUGGUAUGAUGCAGGCACCUCACAUGUCCAUCCCAGGUGGCGCUCCUCAUAAAGGUCCAUAUCCGUACAACCUUUGUGAAUCCACUGCCACCGUCAGUCCAACAAACAAAAGUGUGUCUGAGCAGAACAAUUACAGCAACAUUCCUCAUGAAGGCAAACACACCCCCCUGUACGAGCGAUCCUCUCCCAUCAACCCAGCGCAGAGCGGGAGCCCAAACCAUGUAGACUCUGCCUACUUCCCACCGUCAUCUGCUUCAUCCUCAUCCGAUAAUGAUGAUGGCACUGGAGGAGCCACCAACCACAUCAGCGGGACCAAACCUGACUGGGAUAAAAAGAGUAAAUCACCUGGCAAAUCAAAGAAGGAUGCCACAGACCAAGCCAAGACUGAAAAUCCCUCUCCAGCCCCAUCAGGAUCCAAAGCCACCGACAAGAAAGGUAUCCAGGGAGGGCUACAGAUACCUUGUCUUCUUUCCAUGCCCACCAGGAACCACAUGGAUAUCACAACUCCUCCGCUGCCUCCCGUGGCACCUGAAGUGUUGAGAGUAGCGGAACAUCGUCACAAGAAAGGGUUAAUGUACCCCUACAUCUUUCACAUCCUUACAAAGGGAGAAAUAAAAAUUCCAGUUACCAUUGAAGAUGAAGCAAACAAGGACCUCCCCCCUGCUGCAAUCCUUUACAGAGCUGUGCGCCAGUAUGUCUACGGAGUCCUGUUCAGCCUGGCAGAAAGCAGGAAGAAAACUGAGCGUCUGGCAUUCAGAAAGAACAGAAUGGCUCCAGAAUAUUACCCAGUCGUUAUAAAGGAGUGGGCCGCCUACAAAGGAAAGUCCCCACAGACCCCAGAACUCGUGGAAGCUCUUGCUUUCAGGGAAUGGACUUGCCCAAAUCUGAAGAAACUUUGGUUAGGAAAAGCGGUCGAGGACAAGAACCGGAGGAUGAGAGCUUUUCUGGCAUGUAUGAGAUCUGACACACCAGCCAUGCUCAAUCCCGCCAACGUGCCCACUCACCUCAUGGUGCUGUGCUGUGUUUUACGGUAUAUGGUGCAGUGGCCUGGCAUAAGAAUACUCCGGCGCCAGGAACUUGAUGCCUUCCUCGCCCAAGCACUGUCACCAAAACUUUAUGAGCCUGAUCAGCUUCAAGAACUCAAGAUUGAUAACUUGGACCCCAGAGGGAUUCAGCUGUCUGCCCUGUUCAUGAGUGGAGUGGACAUGGCUCUCCUGGCCAACGACGCCUGCGGCCAGCCCAUUCCUUGGGAGCACUGCUGUCCCUGGAUGUAUUUUGAUGGAAAAUUGUUUCAAAGCAAGCUUAUUAAAGCCACCAGGGAAAAGGCCUCACUUAUUGACCUCUGUGAUGGUCAGGCAGAACAAGCUGCCAAGGUGGAUAAGAUGAGACAAAGCAUCCUGGAAGGGCUACACUUUUCCAGGCCGAACCACCCACUGCCAUUCCCACCACCACCUGCCAUGCCUUUCUACCCUGCUAUGUAUCCACGACCCUUUGGACCAAUGCCUCCACCUCCAGGUAGAGGAAGAGGAUUUUCUGGAGUCCAGCCUAUUCCUUCUCAGGGAGGGAAGCUUGAAAUAGCUGGGACAGUGGUUGGCCAGUGGGCAGGAACAAGACGUGGCCGUGGUAGAGGACCUUUUCCACUGCAAGUAGUUUCUGUUGGUGGACCAAAUAGAGGACGCCCCAGAGGAGUUAUAUCUACCCCAGUGAUAAGAACAUUUGGAAGAGGGGGAAAAUAUUAUGGAAGAGGAGGAUACAAGAAUCAAGGGCCAUCUCAGACCAAGCCGGCAUAUGCCACUUCUGCAGCCGAAGUGGCCAAAGAGCUUAAGACACAAUCCGAAGACUCCAAUUUAUCCGCUGUGUCUUCAGAUGGAUCUCUGACCGAGAACGGAGUGGGGAAUGAGGAAACUCAAGCUUCCCAGAUAAACGGGGGCUCUGGAGAAGUCCGGCCUUCUAAUCACUCUGAAAGUGCCUUAAGCAGUGACUCUAAACAGUGCAAUACAAAUCCUCACUUAAAUGCACUAGCUUCAGACAGCGGGCGCCGUGAAGAGGAGACUCUCGAGGCGGCUGUCUUAAAAAAAGAAGAGUAAACUUAUUUUUCUAGAGGGUGAAGGGUGUUAGACAGUUCAGGGUUAGGAAUAUCUGGAAAGAUGGAGAGCCUACAGUUACGUACAUUUUUUCCUUUCCGUAAGCGAAAAAUGAGGAUUUGGAAAUUCGGAUCCCUCUUUUGACGUCAGGCUAAAAACAAAUAACUAAUAAAAAAAGAGAAGAUUUUAUUUUACUUUUUAACCAGUUUGUAGUCAAAAUGCUACAGGGAUCAAUCACAGCUGAGAAUAAGAAGAGCAUUUGACUCCCACAUUUAGAGAAACAUACACAGGGAUAAAACUGGUUGUAACAACGACAACAAGUAAGACAAAAAUAAAACCGCUUGUUCUGUUUCUUGCGAUACCAGAACACAAAUUUUUGGCAGUUUUUUAUUUUUUUUCAGUAUAAAUAUAUAUAUAGCUUAAAUAUCAUUUGUAAUAUCUGGCACCAUAUGUAUGCCAUUAUAUUUGAUUUUACAUUACUGUGUCACAAGAUAAAAAAAAGAAAAUCAGAAACUUUGGUUUCCAGAUUAUGAUAAUGAAAUAUGGCACAAGCGUUUUUUUCUUUUCAUUCUUUAUUAUUUCAUCGCUGUUGACGUGGUUUUUCUUUUUUUUUUUCUACUAAGACGUGCAACUUAUUGGAACACAAAAAAAAAAUAGUGUAACCUUUUGCAGAUUUUUGCUGAUAUUUUAAAUACUCAUUACUCAUACUAUUCAAGCAAGUUUGAAAUCAUAGGGGAAAAAAAACAGACUUUUUUUUUUUUCCCGAACUGAGAAAAUGGCAGUUCUCAAAGUUUUUCCGUGAUACUGUUAUACCAUGCAUCCGUGAUCAAUGAAGUUGUGUGGUUUUUGAAUCAGACGUAGACCAUUAGUGCUAAUAUUGACCUGCAUGGUUCAUCCUUUUAAGGUGUAUAGUUAAUAUUAUGCAUGUUCUUGUCCUAUUUCUACCAUUCUUACAAGUUCUGUGCCCAUCUGCAAAACAAGAAAAAAAAAAAAACUAAUAAUCAGUAAUAGUUCUAUGAAAGAUGUUACUUAUGUUUAGUCAUUGACUGAUCUCUCUCUAACCUUUAAAGGAAAUUUUGUGAUUAUUGACCUCUGUUGCAUUUAUCCUAAAAACAAAAAAAAAUUAUCUAGCCGUUUAAAUAUCAACGUUUCCCUGGUGUAUCCAUUGCUGUAUUGCAUUAUUGUUCUUUGUUGCUGUUUUC
This is a messenger RNA of Bufo bufo (common toad), 4530 nucleotides long. It is a transcript of the gene FAM120A, whose product is annotated as family with sequence similarity 120A. Lineage: Eukaryota; Metazoa; Chordata; Amphibia; Anura; Bufonidae. The record is from RefSeq and is a predicted model, not a curated record. The transcript has 17 exons. The coding region runs from base 197 to 3331 and encodes 1044 amino acids. Gene Ontology annotation, cellular component: nucleus.